AGUCCUGUUCGCGGUCUGUCUCCUCUAUCUCAGAGCCAGGCUCCUUCCUUGAGGCGGGGCGGCCUCCCGCGUCAGCCCCCUUUUAGGGAGGAAAGGGAGGAAGGAAGUAGGGAGGGGCGGAAAAAAACAAGGGCAGAGAGGAGCUUCUUCUGUGCUGGGGUGGAGAGACCGAGCGCGGCGGCGGCUCCGCGGGAACAAAGAGGCGCGAAAGCGCGAGGGCUGAAAGGAAAGGGGGCACUCCUCGUCUCGCUCCAACGGCCGCGGAGAUGAAAGAAGAGUGAAGAGGCAUGGAUAUAACAUGAGUUGUUUAACAUGUUCAGAAAGAAUAUGAAUUAUUUCUCAGUUAACUAGAUAAAAUGGAUGAAUCUGUCUUAUUGGAUCUGUUGGAGUGUCCUGUCUGCUUAGAACGUCUGGAUGCUUCUGCAAAAGUCUUGCCUUGUCAACAUACAUUUUGUAAACGAUGUCUGUUGGGCAUUGUGAGCUCACGCAAUGAGCUUCGUUGUCCUGAAUGCCGAACAUUAGUAGACUGCAGUGUUGAUGAACUUCCUAGUAAUAUUUUGCUUGUUCGACUACUAGAUGGCAUCAAACAGAGGCCUCGGAAAUCUGCUAAUUUAAUGACUUGCACAAAUUCAUUAAGGGCCCAAACUAGCACUGUUGCUAACUGCGUUCCAAAAGACUUGCAGAGUUCUCAAUGUGUCCAGCAACAGAGAGUACAAGCACGAAGUCCACCUGUUAGGGGUGUACCUCAGUUACCUUGUGCCAAAGCAUUAUAUAACUAUGAGGGGAAAGAGCCUGGAGAUCUUAAAUUCAGCAAAGGCGACAUCAUCAUAUUACGUCGGCAAGUUGAUGAAAAUUGGUAUCAUGGAGAAGUUAAUGGUAUCCAUGGAUUUUUUCCUACCAAUUUUGUCCAGAUAAUUAAACCAUUACCUCAACCUCCACCUCAGUGCAAAGCACUUUAUGACUUUGAAGUUAAAGACAAGGAAGCUGACAAGGAUUGUUUACCCUUUUCAAAGGAUGAUAUUCUGACUGUGAUUCGCCGAGUAGAUGAAAAUUGGGCUGAAGGAAUGUUGGCUGAUAAAAUUGGAAUAUUUCCUAUUUCAUAUGUUGAGUUUAACUCAACAGCAAAGCAACUUAUUGAACUGGACAAACCCUCAGUUUCUACAGUAGAUUCUGGAGAAGGCACCUCUGGUAUAUCCCAUAGCAAUUCAGUGCAAAAGCACACUGAUACGAAGAAGAACACCAAAAAACGUCAUUCUUUUACCUCCCUUACCAUGUCCAGUAAGGCUUCACAGUCUUCUCAGAAUCGUCACUCAAUGGAAAUCAGCCCUCCUGUCCUCAUCAGCUCCAGUAAUCCAACUGCUGCAGCACGAAUAACUGAGCUUACCGGCCUUUCUUGCAGUGCACCUUCUCAGGUUCACAUUAGUACCACAGGAUUAAUUGUGUCCCCACCACCCAGCAGUCCAGUAACAACAGGACCUUCAUUUACCUUUCCACCCGAAGUCACUUACCAAGCUGCUUUUGCUGUAAGUAGUAUUAAUCCACCUCUCCCACCACCACCAUCACCUGUCUUGUCUGCUACAAUAAUUGCCCCUAAUUCUACGUGCCUGUCUUCAGGGGCAGCUCAAAAGUCAACAUCUGCCUUGACUGAGCAAAUGCCACAUUUGAGACCACAGACAAGACCAAGUGUGUAUAUUGCUAUUUAUCCAUACACUCCUAGAAAAGAAGAUGAACUGGAACUGAGAAAAGGUGAAAUGUUUUUGGUGUUUGAGCGUUGUCAGGAUGGCUGGUUUAAAGGAACUUCCAUGCAUACCAGCAAAAUUGGUGUAUUUCCUGGGAAUUAUGUGGCACCAGUUACAAGGGCAAUGACAAGUGCCUCCCAAGCAAAAAUACCUGUAUCUACUGCUGGCCAGACAGGGCGAGUGGUGACCAUCAAUGCUUCCACUGCUGGAGGAACAGUGCAAAAACUUCAGGGAAAUGGUGUGACAGUGAAUUCUAGUACAAUACCAACAGCUGUGGUCUCUGCAGCACACAUACAGACGAGUCCACAAUCCAAGAUCCUUAUGCAUAUGUCUAAUCAAAUGACGGUGAAUCAAGCUCGCAAUGCAGUUAGAACAGUUGCAAUUCAUAGCCAAGAAAGACCGACAGCCACUGUAACACCAAUUCAGACUCAAAAUUCAGCAUGCCUUAUUCCUGCUGCUGUAAUUAUUCCACACCAUUCUGUUGCCUCUCAACAGCUACAACCUCAAUUUUCAAAUGCUGCUGCUUAUAUCACAGCUGUAAAUAUCAACCGGACAAAUGUCCCAUUGGCUUGCACAACUUCUUCAUUAAACUCUUCUAGCACUUCUGUAUUAGUAGAUGGAGAUUCAAGUGGGAAAAUUGUGACUGUUCAUACUGGAGCUCCAGCUUCCCCAGAGAAUACAUUGGCUGCUGGAGGUAUUACUGCUAUGAGUAAAACAGACAGAGAUGGAAAGAAAGAAAAAAAGGGGUUAUUGAAGUUACUUUCAGGAGCAUCUACUAAGCGUAAACUUAGAGCAUCACCACCAUCAUCACCAACUCUGGAAGUUGAGCUGGCAGCUACAGAACUGUCCCUUCAGGGUGCUAUAGGGCCAGAGGUCCCAUCAACUUCUAGUCAGGGAAGAGCAGACUCCUGCCCCAUGGACAAUGAAACACCUACAUCUGUGCAGGAGAGUACUCACCGUAAAACAAGUUCUUUGGAUUCUAAUAUUCCUAUAGCUCCCCCUCCAAGGCAGCCCUGCUCAUCAUUGGCUCCAGGGUCAAAUGAAUCCAGAUCUGUAGUCUAUGAACGAUACAGAGUAGUGGUAUCCUAUCCUCCUCAGAGCGAAGCUGAACUUGAACUUAAAGAAGGAGAUGUUGUGUUUGUACAUAAAAAGCGUGAAGAUGGCUGGUUCAAAGGCACAUUGCAGCGAAAUGGAAAAACUGGUCUUUUCCCUGGAAGUUUUGUGGAGAGUAUCUAAGAAAACUAAUUUCAAAUACUUCGACUCUCACAGCACUAUUAAAUAGCACAAAUAUUUUAGAAGAGAGAUUGCAGCCAUGGAAGACUGUAGUUUAAAUAAAUUUAUAUUUAUGUUUUUCAGUAUCCUACAGCACAAUUCUGCCAGCAGAGAAGAUUGAAAUAGUUGCUUUUUUAUCAUUUUGAAUUCUUGAGUGUAAUGUGUGCCUUGUAACGUCUGAUUUAUUCUUCAGAGGAUUUUUAAAGUAUAUAUAUAAACAUAAAAUCUCAUUGUUUACAAGGCUGUAACUAAUUUAUUCAUUUUUCUAAACUUGAAUUCUGUUUAAUAGCUAAAGUUUGGUGAUUAUGAUUAACAAGUUACUUAUAAAAUAAGGAGAAGCUGGAUUCUUUUCUUACAAAAAGGCAUAGUAUCAGAUAGACAGCUUUUUCCAACUGUGUGUGACAGUGAAGUGAGUUUGUUUUAUGGGUUAAUGUUGGCUGUAAUGAUGGUUAUGUGGUGUCAAAUUGAACCAUGCACACUGGGAUAAAAUGACAUUGUGGAUUUGUUUUAUAUUGGGUGAGAAACUAUCAGUAGCAAGUCUUAAUGUCUCAGAUUGAAACAUUUCUGAUGAAACAUUUCUAAAAGGCAGUGAUACAGCUGUGCAGCAUUGUUAACAUUCUCAAAGUAAGAAUAAAAUAUAGAAAAUAUACCAGAAAUGGGGAAUAUCAAAUUCCACUAGCAUCUUUUUGUCAAGUAUUUUUGGAUAUCUGUCAAGAUUUCCCUUUGUGGAUUUGGCUGGUUCUUUGAGCAUAUAGCAUACAGAAUGUAAAUGAGCUCAGAUAGGUUUACAGCAAAACACUUGGAAGAAUGGAAAAUAAUAGUGAUAAUUGAUAGGAUCAAAAUUUAAAUUCAGGUUGCACUCAGUGUCUAAAUAUGCCAAGAAAUGUUUGCUUCUUUAUCUUUUCAAAGUGAUUCGCAUGGCUGAGAGACAAUUUACCUUGUUUGAGCAAUAUUGGUGGUAAGUAAUAUACUUGUGUUUUUAAAGUAAAGGCUGUAAGAACACUGUGACAUUUUUGCUAAUUUUGUAACUAUUGCUACUUUCAUAUGUCUUGAUUCGUCAGUGUCUUGCAUGCAUUAUCACAUUCAUACAGGUAUACAAAACAGUGCAUGACUGACUUACAGAUUUUAUUAUACUGUACUGUUAUGAUGAACUGGAUGUUAAAUCAACCAGUUACCUGCUAGUAUGGAAGCCACUGAUCAAAAACUAGUGAGUGAUUGGGUACUAACUGUAUAAAGAAUAUU
Molecule: messenger RNA, 4253 nt
Organism: Candoia aspera
Lineage: Eukaryota; Metazoa; Chordata; Lepidosauria; Squamata; Candoiidae
Gene: SH3RF1
Product: SH3 domain containing ring finger 1
Exons: 12
Coding region: 357-2975 (872 amino acids)
Biological process (GO): protein ubiquitination; positive regulation of JNK cascade; positive regulation of proteasomal ubiquitin-dependent protein catabolic process
Molecular function (GO): protein binding; metal ion binding; ubiquitin protein ligase activity
Source: RefSeq, a predicted model, not a curated record